GCAAAGAGGCUCCGGCUCGCGGCCAGAGUCCGUUGGAUCGGAUCUACAGACCCUUCACGUGGUUGCCAGGGCUAGGGUGCGGGGUGCCGGGUCCAGCUGCCCUGUGCCCUCUGAGCCGGGCGCCCAGAAGCCGCCUGCUGCCGGCAUGGACCAUCCUCGCUGCUGGCCAAGCACCCGCCAGAGCGGCGUGAUCUACUGUCGGGACUCGGACGAAUCCAACUCGCCCUGCCAUAUCACCAGCGUGUCGCAGGGCCCCGCAGCCCCCCAGCCCGGCCUCUUCGUCCAGACCGACGCCGCCGACGCCGUACCCCGGAGCCGCGCGUCCGGACCCCCCAGCGCCGCUCGGGUCCGUAGGGCCCGCCGCGCAGAGCUGGGCAGUGGCAGCAGCACCGACUCUGCGGCCCCCACGGGGACCACCUGCAGGGGCCGGAGGCGCCACUGCUGCAGCAGCGCGGAGGCCGAGACCCAGACCAACUACUCCAACGUCAAGCAGGUUUCUCCUGCGGAGGUACGCAUUGGGCCCAUGAGACUGACGCAGGAUCCUAUCCAGGUUCUGCUGAUCUUUGCCAAAGAGGACAGUCAGAGCGACGGGUUCUGGUGGGCCUGCGACAGAGCCGGCUUCCGGUGCAACAUCGCCCGGACUCCGGAGUCAGCCCUGGAGUGCUUUCUAGAUAAACAUCAUGAAAUUAUCGUCAUUGAUCACAGACAAAGUCGAAACUUUGAUGCAGAAGCUGUGUGCAGGUCGAUCCGGGCCACAAACCCCUCGGAGCACACGGUGAUCCUCGCGGUGGUUUCACAAGCAUCGGGCGACCACGAAGAGGCCUCAGUCCUCCCUCUUCUUCAUGCAGGCUUCAACAGGAGAUUUGUGGAGAAUAGCAGCAUCACUGCUUGCUAUAAUGAACUUAUUCAAAUAGAACACGGGGAAGUUCGCUCACAGUUCAAAUUACGGGCCUGUAAUUCAGUGUUUACAGCAUUAGACCACUGCCACGAAGCCAUAGAAAUAACAAGCGAUGAGCAUGUGAUUCAGUAUGUCAACCCAGCCUUCGAAAGGAUGAUGGGCUACCACAAGGGCGAGCUCCUGGGGAAAGAACUCGCGGAGCUGCCCAAGAGCGACAAGAACCGGGCAGACCUCCUCGACACCAUCAACACGUGCAUCAAGAAGGGCAAGGAAUGGCAAGGGGUUUACUAUGCCAGACGGAAGUCCGGGGACAGCAUCCAACAGCACGUGAAGAUCACCCCCGUGAUUGGCCAAGGAGGGAAAAUUAGGCAUUUUGUCUCCCUCAAGAAACUGUGUUGUACCACUGACAAUAAUAAGCAGAUUCACAAGAUUCAUCGUGAUUCAGGAGACAAUUCUCAGACAGAGUCCCAUUCACUCAGAUACAAGAACAGGAGGAGAGAGUCCAUCGAUGUGAAAUCAAUAUCAUCUCGAGGCAGUGAUGCACCGAGCCUCCAGAACCGCCGCUAUCCGUCUAUGGCCAGGAUCCACUCCAUGACCAUCGAGGCGCCCAUCACGAAGGUUAUAAAUAUAAUCAAUGCGGCCCAAGAAAACAGCCCCGUCACAGUAGCGGAAGCCUUGGACAGAGUUUUAGAAAUUUUACGGACCACGGAAUUGUACUCCCCUCAGCUGGGUACCAAAGAUGAAGAUCCUCACACCAGCGAUCUCGUCGGAGGCCUGAUGACUGAUGGCCUGCGAAGGUUGUCCGGAAAUGAGUACGUGUUCACUAAGAACGUGCACCAGAGUCACAGUCACCUGGCGAUGCCAAUAACCAUCAACGAUGUCCCCCCUUGUAUCGCCCAGUUACUGGAUAAUGAGGAAAGUUGGGAGUUCAACAUCUUUGAGUUGGAAGCUGUUACACAUAAAAGGCCACUGGUUUACCUGGGCUUAAAGGUCUUUUCCCGGUUUGGAGUCUGUGAGUUUUUACACUGUUCUGAAACCACUCUUCGGGCCUGGCUCCAAGUGAUCGAGGCCAACUACCACUCCUCCAACGCGUACCACAACUCCACCCAUGCCGCCGACGUGCUGCACGCCACCGCCUUCUUCCUCGGGAAGGAACGAGUGAAGGGCAGCCUCGACCAGCUGGAUGAGGUGGCAGCACUGAUCGCUGCCACAGUCCAUGACGUGGACCACCCGGGAAGGACCAACUCUUUCCUCUGCAACGCAGGCAGUGAACUUGCUGUGCUCUACAAUGACACCGCCGUCUUGGAGAGUCACCACACAGCCCUGGCCUUCCAGCUGACGGUGAAGGACAACAAAUGCAACAUUUUCAAGAAUAUUGACAGGAACCAUUAUCGAACGCUGCGCCAGGCUAUUAUUGACAUGGUCUUAGCAACAGAGAUGACAAAACACUUUGAACAUGUGAACAAAUUUGUGAAUAGCAUCAACAAGCCGAUGGCAGCUGAGACCGAGGGCAGUGACUGUGAAUGCAACCCUAUUGGGAAGAACUUACCUGAAAACCAAAUCCUGAUCAAGCGCAUGAUGAUUAAGUGUGCUGACGUGGCCAACCCAUGCCGCCCCCUGGACCUGUGCAUCGAAUGGGCAGGGAGGAUCUCCGAGGAAUACUUCGCACAGACCGAUGAAGAGAAGAGACAGGGACUACCUGUGGUGAUGCCAGUGUUUGACCGGAAUACCUGUAGCAUCCCCAAGUCACAAAUUUCCUUCAUUGACUACUUCAUAACAGACAUGUUCGAUGCUUGGGAUGCCUUUGCACACCUGCCAGCCCUAAUGCAACACCUGGCCAACAACUACAAGCACUGGAAGACAUUAGAUGACCUGAAGUGCAAGAGUCUGAGGCUCCCAUCCGACAACUGAACCAGGACAGAGAAGGGGACCCCUUACCCACAAAGGACACGGUGACUCACAGUAGUGUAAAGGAGAGGCUUUCCUUUAUGAUGAAAAUGACAACUGUAGGUCAAGGAGCUAAUGUUUGAUAUCUGACCUUGAAUCAUGUAAAUCCCCAAAUUUCAGUUUUGGAAAGUUAUAUUCCAUGAAGAAAAAUGUGUUCUUUAUAUAAUCACAUAGUGACAGAACAAACACAGGGAAAAAUCCUUUGCCCUGCUGUGACCCUGUGUGUCCUCGUCAACCAUGGAGCUGAAAGACUAUACCUAGCAGGACACAAGCAGCAAAACCUGGUGUCUCUGAGCCCAUCUCCCUAGAUGAUGAUGACCAAGUAGCUUAGCUAGAGUUCAGCCCAUAUGUUACCACAAAAGUCACCACCACUGUUUAGUGUCAUUGUUUUCCUCAAGAGCAUUGAUCUGAAGAAUUCCUAAGAGUAUCUAAACAAAACCCAAAACUAUAAAAUGAGCAAAACAAUAAGGAUCAAAUUAUUGAUACAUUGGUUAGCUUCACAGCCUCCAUAGUUAUGGGGUUCUUCUGAUCGAUGUUAUGACACCCAAGUUAGCCAUGGCCUGGUGCGUGCCUUCUCUAGACUGGUCUUGGCAGCCCGUAUAGCCCUCUUUCCUGUAAAAGGCAUUCAUCUGAACAGAAAGCCAUCCAUGAUGGGGAAGGGAGUGACAUUUUGUUUCAGGGAACUCCAUGAGAUUCCCUUAUUUGUGGUUAACAGAGGCAGUCACAAGGCACUACAGUGAGUAUUAUAUAAAAGCCAUUAAAUCUGAAUGCCCUUGGACAAGCUUUUUUUAAAAAAGAAAAAAUUUAUAUACAUUUGCUGUUUAAAAUUUUUACGAAAUCAAUCUAAAUUUUCUGGAGAAUGCUGUACCAUGUACCAUCUAUAUGUAUGUAUUUGGGAGGGGCUAGGGGAAGUUUCAAGGUUCAAUUGUUUUCUGCCUGUAUUUGUGAUCAUGCCAUUUUCCUUUAAUGAUGUAAAAAAAUGCAGGAUGUGUAAAUAUAUCAGAAUAUAGACAUGUGGGGAAACAGUAAAUAUUAUUAACUGUAUGCUAAAAGCUUCUAAAGCACAAGUGCAUAUUUUUAUACGGCUCUUUUCACAACUUUCUGUGAUCUACAUGAAGUCAGACUUGAAAUUUUCCUUUCUCUUCUACCGGCCAACCCUUCUCUAUGUAUUAUAAAUAUUAGAAGCUCAGUAAACAAAGUAUCUUCAUUUUUCUUUCAAAUUCUUUGUACUCCAUGCUGCAUUUUUAAGAGGUAUAAACAGAGACUGGAUUAAUUGA
This is a messenger RNA of Phyllostomus hastatus (greater spear-nosed bat), 4122 nucleotides long. It is a transcript of the gene PDE8B, whose product is annotated as phosphodiesterase 8B. Lineage: Eukaryota; Metazoa; Chordata; Mammalia; Chiroptera; Phyllostomidae. Gene Ontology annotation, biological process: signal transduction. The coding region runs from base 146 to 2809 and encodes 887 amino acids. Gene Ontology annotation, molecular function: 3',5'-cyclic-AMP phosphodiesterase activity. The transcript is spliced from 23 exons. The record is from RefSeq and is a predicted model, not a curated record.